UUCUUUUUGUCAAAAUAGUAUACGAUGGCCAACUGCGAGAAAUCUCCCUCCCCAAAGGAGCAACAGGUACGGUUGAUGAUAUGGACCACCCCUCGCACAACCUCCACUGCCCUGACCAAAUGUCUGAGCUUCGUUAAAGACUCCAAAGUAUUCUUCGAACCGUACUUAACUGCAUACUUCAUGGGACCUGAUAAAAGUGUUUCCCCCAAUGAGAGAGGGGACAGCUAUCCAGCCUUGAAGGAGGAGUUCGUAGGAUGGUUCGAUGCUUCUCAGUGCACCUAUAAGUGGGUGAAGGAGCAACUUGAAGGAACCCACGAUGGCAAGAAGUUCAUUCUCUGCAAGGACAUGGCAUACACUGUCUCAGAUCGCUUUGCGUUCCUCCCUGAGAACUACCAGCAUCUUGUCCUAAUUCGCAAUCCUUUGAAGGUCUUCCCAUCUUGGAAGAUACUGUUUCGGCAGAUAAGACGCGUGUCGAUGGAUGAGUAUGAGCUUGAUAAACUGCCUCCAGGACUGUUCCCUGAAGGUCGGGGUUAUAAAGAGAUAAAUGAUUUGAUCGAGUAUCUUAAGGAGACCCGGAACCAAGAGGUGAUCAUCAUCGAUGCGGAUGACCUUCUUCAAGACCCUAAGGGUAUCCUCUCGGCUCUCUUCAAGGUCAUCGGGAUGCCUUUUGAGGAGAGGCUUCUGAGCUGGGAAGCGGGUGAUGCCAUCACUCGGGAAUGGGUAGUCGCAAAGCAUUGCCUAGAGGUAAACCAGGUCGGGCAUAUGUACAAUACUGCCUUUGACAGCACGUGUUUUACGAAGCCACGCCCUCUACCAGAUCGCCGUUCUCUGUCACCUGACAUCCUUCGCUGUGUCGAUGCUUCCAUUCCUUACUACAACAAAAUGCACGCACGGCGCUUGACAGCUGAAAAGUAGAUUGUUUGGCUUUUUUUUUUAGGGUGGUGGGGGGGGGG
Molecule: messenger RNA, 953 nt
Organism: Patiria miniata (bat star)
Lineage: Eukaryota; Metazoa; Echinodermata; Asteroidea; Valvatida; Asterinidae
Product: branched-chain-amino-acid aminotransferase-like protein 2
Exons: 2
Coding region: 25-915 (296 amino acids)
Source: RefSeq, a predicted model, not a curated record